ACAUGUUCUUUUGUGGUAAUAAAAAGAGGGUGUGUGCCACCUGUGCUAUACUUUAUAGAUAAUUAUGUCUAGUGAAGAGUCUGAGUUGAUUCAGAUGGCUGGUGAUGGCUCUGUCAAAAAGAGGAAUGGUCAGUGUUGCUGUGUGGGUGUGUGUAGUGUGCUGUUAGUGAUAGCUCUGCUGGUGUGUGCUGCCACUCCCCCACUGUAUGUGGAGGUCAUUCAACCAUACUACAACCAAAUGAUUGACGAGAACGUUCUGCUAACGAACGGUUCUGUUGGACUGUCCCAGUUUGUGUCGUCCAAAGCACCUCUCUAUUCCAGCUACUAUAUCUUUAGUCUGAGCAAUCCUGAUGCCGUCAAGAGUGGUACUGCCAAACCACUACUCAACCAAGUCGGACCCUUUGUCUACAAAGAGAACAGGACCAAGACCAACCUCUCCUGGGAGGGGGGGGUCAGUGGAGAUGAGGUGCUCAAGUUUGACCUGCUUAUCAACUACACGUUUCAACCUCACCUCAGCUAUGGCUUCAAUCCCACCACCACUAAGAUCACCUGCGUUAACCUGCCCCUAAUAGGAGUGCUACGUGAACUGGAGGCUUUGGAUAAGAGCAAGAAAAGUGUUAAAUACCUUCUAGAGUUAGUGGACUUGGCUAUAGAGCAUGCUAUGUCUGGAGAGGGGCUCUUUGUUACCAAGACUGUCCACGAGUUGCUAUGGGGAUACAAGGACAACCUACUCUCUGAUAUCAAAAAAAUACAAGAUGACGCUAACAAACUCUUUAAAAAAAAUUUUACGUUUGUUACGGAUGAUACGUUUGGAUUGGGGAAACUGAGCUCGGUUGAGGCUCCUAAUAGAGUGUAUACUGGAGUGAGUGAUGUGCUCAAGGUGGGGCAUUAUAUUGAGUGGAACAAUCAGACCAGUAUCGCUGGCUGGGGCACACCAACUGCUAGGAAGAUACAAGGUACGGGAGGAUUCAUGUUCCACCCUGGAGUAACUAGGACAGAGAACUUAACAUCAUUCAUCAGUGAACUGUACAGGUCGGGAUAUUUCUCCUAUCGCUAUGACAGCAACGUGUAUGGAGUUACUUUGUACAACUAUUGCCUUCCCAAGGAAGAGCUUCUCAAUACAACACAAGACCCUGGUUUCUAUGCCAACGGUCCGAGUGGCGUCCUCAACAUCACUGCAGUGGCCCCAGGUCAUGUGCCAUUGUUCAUAUCUAAGCCCCACUUCCUUGAUGCUGAUGCAGACUAUCUGGCCAAUGUGUCAGGUCUCCAUCCCAACAGGGCUGAGCAUGAAUCCCAUGUCGGUGUGGAGCCCAUCACAGGCGAGGUGUUGGACGCUGCCAAGAAGCUCCAAAUCAACUUGAGGCUCACACGAUUCUCUGCCCUACCCCACCUCUCCUCUCUGAGGGACCUCACCAUGCUGCCUGUGUACUGGGUGGCUCAGACUGGGAAAAUACCCUCUGAUCUAGCUCAACAGUUUAGCUCCACAGUGUACGGUGCUGAGGAGGAGAUUAGUGGAGGAGUGUACGGAGUGAUAGGCGUCUCUGGUCUAGUGGCGUUGGUGUGUGCUGUGUGUUUAGUGGGUGUACUUGUGUCCAUGUUCAAAAGAUCUAAAACUCAGAGGAGAGGGAGGAAUAUUGAUGAAUCAUCUCCACUCCUUCAUUAACUCCCCUCAUGCUUGUGUUGUGUUGACUGCUUGCAAUUGUGUUUUUAUGGACUUAAUUAAAUCAUUUGUGUGAACUGGACUGUAUCAUGUGAUGAAAAUUUUGGAAACCCCAGGCUGGGAAUCGAA
Messenger RNA from Halichondria panicea, 1789 nucleotides. Its product is annotated as lysosome membrane protein 2-like. NCBI's taxonomy places the organism in Eukaryota, Metazoa, Porifera, Demospongiae, Suberitida, Halichondriidae. The coding region runs from base 65 to 1663 and encodes 532 amino acids. The record is from RefSeq and is a predicted model, not a curated record. Gene Ontology annotation, cellular component: membrane; cytoplasm. Gene Ontology annotation, molecular function: scavenger receptor activity. The transcript has 8 exons.